GUCUGUCUCAAUAUCUGUGUGGGUGAAAAAAAAAAAACAGCGAAAGAUCAGCUCUGUGCCCGCGAUCUGAGUGUGUUUAUGAGCUUAUGUCGCCACUUGCCGUCGGUGGUUGAAUCUGAGAUCUGAAGUACAUAUUUUGUUGCGUUGCGGAGAUGAGCGAGAGUCCCGACUCGAAUGGCGCCAAGGAUCGGGCCAAGCCCGUGGAGACGCUGGUUCUGGCCAAUUAUGCUCUGAAGGCGGAGCAGAAGCGUGCCGCCGGACAGGGCGGCCGCAAGGAGGAUGAGCGCAUCACCAGCGCUGUCAUGAAGGUCCUCGAGGGCUACGAUUGGAAUCUGGUACAGGCCUCAGCCAAGGCGCCCACGGAUCGCAAGAAGGAGCACAUCAAGCGUCCGAUGAACGCGUUCAUGGUCUGGGCCCAGGCAGCGCGUCGCGUCAUGUCCAAGCAGUAUCCGCAUCUACAGAACUCUGAACUUAGCAAAUCGCUGGGCAAGUUGUGGAAAAAUCUGAAGGAUAGCGAUAAGAAGCCGUUUAUGGAAUUCGCCGAGAAGCUGCGCAUGACGCACAAGCAGGAGCAUCCCGACUACAAGUACCAGCCGCGCCGCAAGAAGGCAAGGGUCAUGCCCCAGCAGCAGGGGGAGGGCGUCGCACCCACAGCAGCGACCGGGGCCAACCCUGCCUCGGUUAGGCAGCAGCGGAGCUCCAGUUCGGGGAUCUCCUCCAGUGGCCAGCGGCGUGCUGCGAAGGUAAACGGAUCCAAUCUGUGCUCCACAGCGGGGUCCAGCUCCAGUUCCAACUCCGCCUCCGCCUCCACCUCCACCUCCACCACGGAUGUUUUCAGCAACGAGGCCUUCAUGAAGUCCCUGAACAGUGCCUGUGCCGCCAGCCUCAUGGAGCAGGGCCUCAGUCUAAACAGCGAAAUAGGUCUGGACUCGCCCUGCUCGACGGCCAGCUCGCUCUCCUCCCUGACACCGCCGGCCACGCCGUACAGCGGCUCCUCCGCGAAGCCCACUGCAGGAGGAGUCUCCCUGAACAGCUCCAGUCUGCUGCUCCGGCAGCUGAGCGAGCCCAGCAGUAAUGGAGUGCACACGGAUUACGGGGUCCUGCUGGAUGCUGGCCGCGAGUACAUAGCCCUGGGCGAAGUCAACUACAGCCAGCAGCAGCAGCAGCAGACGCAGGGGGGCCCGGAAAUGGACUUUCUGGAGAACAUCAAUGGCUAUGCAGGCUAUGCGAGCAAUGGUCGGGGGGUGAACUAUCCCGGCUACUCUUACACUGCCGCUGGGGGAGGAGUGGGCCACGGAGUGGGCCUUGGAGUGGGCGAUUUCCAAGAGCAGCAGCAGCAGCAGCAGCCCCAUCCGCAUCCCCAUCCGCAUGUGGCACAGGCCACAACGAGCGUCAGCGCGUCACAGGCCAGUGGAGCCUUAAAUUACAAGUCAGCCACUGACAUCGAUCCCAAGGAAAUUGACCAGUAUCUCAUGGAUCAAAUGCUGCCCAUGACGCACCAUCACUCGCCGCCUUUGAACUCCUCCGCCUCGCUCAGCUCGGCCUGCUCCAGCGCCAGUGCCAGCUCCCAGGCGGUCGUCGAGUGCGCCGCCUACUAUGAACAGUUGGGCUACCCCCCCGCACAGAGUCAGAGCACGAACUUUGGCCCCCACCAUGCAACAUAUGUUUCUGGGGCUCCGCCACUCGCCAAUCCACAUACACAUCCCCUCUGCUCUCGGUGUGCCUGACACGCAGCAGGAAUUGCAGUCCCAUUCGCAUCCCCAGCACCAGCAGGAGCAGCACGAGCACCCGCACCAGAAUCCAUCGCAGCAGCAUCAUCUUUGGGGCACUUACACUUAUGUCAAUCCCUAAGAUACUUCAUUUGCGCAUUUGCUGUCCUGCGUUGGAGCUCCCCCUCUUUAUGGGUCACUUGAAUGUCUUUCGUUUAUUGGUUUAUUGUCUGUGCAAUGUGUUUCUGUGUGUGUGUCUGUGUCUGUGUGUGUGUCUAUGUGUGUUUCUGUGUUGAGCUCCGAGGGUCUUUUUGGAAGAUUUUGUGCAAUUUAAGCUAAUCGCUGCGAUUUUCCUUUAUGGCUGCAUUCUCCCCUCAUCAAUAUGCGAUUCUGAUGGGAAUUUAUUCUCACAAUAGAAAUGCGAAAACAAAUGCAAGACAAUUCCAUGGUAAAAUUACUUCGAUUGCUCAUAAAAUGU
This is a messenger RNA of Drosophila obscura, 2187 nucleotides long. RefSeq names its product transcription factor Sox-9-B (gene Sox100B). Gene Ontology annotation, molecular function: DNA-binding transcription factor activity, RNA polymerase II-specific; RNA polymerase II cis-regulatory region sequence-specific DNA binding. The transcript is spliced from 3 exons. Gene Ontology annotation, biological process: regulation of transcription by RNA polymerase II. NCBI's taxonomy places the organism in Eukaryota, Metazoa, Arthropoda, Insecta, Diptera, Drosophilidae. Bases 153 to 1727 code for a protein of 524 amino acids. The record is from RefSeq and is a predicted model, not a curated record. Gene Ontology annotation, cellular component: nucleus.